AUGGCAUGUCAGUCCGGAAUCAGAGAAGAGCUCUGUGUCAAUUUCCAAGACAAAGGGACUGCUGAUUGGCGAGCUGAUUUCAAGCGCUAUCUGCCGGACUGUAUCGAUGCGUUCGAGCCGUGCUAUGUGCUGUUUCGCAUUGGAGAUGUAUCUGAUGUUAUUUCGUCUAAGUUAAACACAGUUAUUUGUAGUUUUGCUGAUGAUCGUGCUCCCGUUCGAGAAAAGAUGGUUUUUGCUGCAACACGAGCCACUUUCAAGUCCGAGUUUGGGCAGUCGAAUAUUAGGUUCUUGGAUUUUGUUAAUUGUUAUUCAAAAAAAUUUAGGCACGAAUAUCACGUUACGAACAAGAAGGAGAUGACGCUGGAAGCGUUUGAGAGAUGGAUUUUUGGCAAGGAAGAACCGGGGCCGAUGUCCGAACUGGAAAAGGAGAUGCACUGUGCGCAAAAGGAACAAAAAACAGUUAUGCCAGCAUCCCAGACCGUCAAAGGUGUUUUCUUCCCGGUAGAUCAGGAUGCCGAAGAAGAGCUGCGAAAGUUGGCUAAUCACGAAAUAAAUUAUGUUCAGCUGGCUGUUGACACACUCAAUGAAGCUAUCAAAUUGGAGUCCUCGAGAAUUCUGAAUUCUGCGGAUGAACUGAAAGAGGUAAUACCUCGAGAUAAGCCUCGCUACCAUUUCUUCCGCUUUUCGCACAAAUUCGAUAAUGAAGAUUACAACACUCUCUUAUUUAUCUACUCAAUGCCAUCGUCCGGUUGCACAAUCAAGGAGCGCAUGUUGUAUUCAAGCUGUAAGCAGCCGUUUUUGCAGUCCGCUUCCACAACUGCCAAUCUCCAUCCGGACAAAAAGAUUGAAAUUGAUAGCAAGGAAAAUUUGUCAUCGGAUAUUUUAUUGGAUUACACUCAUCCUUCUUCACAAUCUCACGUAAAAGGUUUCGCUAGACCACCGGGACCUGUGCAACGAGGAACAAGACGUGUUACGAAAACAGCAGUCGGCUAA
Molecule: messenger RNA, 993 nt
Organism: Gongylonema pulchrum
Lineage: Eukaryota; Metazoa; Nematoda; Chromadorea; Rhabditida; Gongylonematidae
Source: the annotation of a GenBank genome assembly